Molecule: messenger RNA, 2303 nt
Organism: Drosophila biarmipes
Lineage: Eukaryota; Metazoa; Arthropoda; Insecta; Diptera; Drosophilidae
Gene: Acox3
Product: peroxisomal acyl-coenzyme A oxidase 3
Exons: 9
Coding region: 98-2209 (703 amino acids)
Biological process (GO): lipid homeostasis; fatty acid beta-oxidation using acyl-CoA oxidase
Cellular component (GO): peroxisome
Molecular function (GO): pristanoyl-CoA oxidase activity; FAD binding; fatty acid binding
Source: RefSeq, a predicted model, not a curated record
UAUUACAAUCUGUGGAUUUUGGUCACUUAAUUAAUUAGACCAGCCAUUUCGUACGUAGCGUUUCGAGAAGUCAAUUGUAUCGGCAAAUUCUUAAAACAUGGCUGACUUGAGCACGCAGGGCCGCAAGGAAAAACAGCCCGCAGUUAGCAUUUUCGAUAACAGGCAGAUAUUUCCCGAAUUCCGCUGCGGACCUUUGGACCAGUACCGCCAACGGGCAAGUUUCUGCUACAAGCGCAUGAACGUGCUGCUCGAGGGCGAGGAUUACAUCCGUAUGAAGCACAAGGUGUGGCAGUGGAUGGAACAGCACCCCGACUUCCAGAGGGAGCCAGAAGUGUCCAGCCUGGAGCGAAUCCGCGAGUUGGCAAACAAACGCCAACAUCUUUGGCAGCAACAGUUCUAUGGCGCGAACGAGUACCUGGUUACGCCGCACCUUCUGCUAGCUUUUGGUCAGGCCAUUUUUAGUUACGACUUUAGCACUUCAGUUAAGUUCGGCCUGUCAUCGGGCAUGUUCCCUACCACCUUGAUAUCCAACGGAUCUGCCCGCCUAGGCAAAUAUGUCACCAAGAUAGCGGACAACCGCAUUCUAGGAGCCUUCGCCCUGACUGAAAUCUCUCACGGAACCAACGUACUUGGCAUGCGCACACGGGCAACAUAUGAUCCUAAAAGGCAGGAGUUUAUUAUCCAUACGCCAGACUUUGAGGCCGCAAAGUGUUGGGUUGGCAACCUUGGCAAAACCUGCACGCAUGCUAUCGUUUACGCCCAGCUAUACGUUCCUGAUGACGAGCACCAGGGUCUGGAGGCGUUCCUUGUUCCCAUCCGAGACGAUCGUACUCUGCUUCCCUUUCCCGGCGUAACAGUAGGCGAUAUGGGCGAAAAGAUCGGCCUUAACGGCAUCGACAAUGGCUUUGUGAUGUUUAACCAGUAUCGUAUUCCUAAGGCAAACCUCCUGACUAAAACCGGUGAUAUCGAUAAGCUAGGCAACUACACCAGCCAAAUUAAGGACGAUCGUAAGCGUCUCGGAGCCUCUUUGGGCGCCCUAUCCGUGGGACGCGUUAAUAUUACAGCUAUUGCAUACGUGGCUCUGAGCAAGGCGGUGACUAUCGCCAUUCGCUAUGCGGCUAGUAGGAGGCAGUUUGGGCCGACGAACAACUUGGUGGAAUGGCCAGUUAUCGAGUAUCAAUCACAACAAUAUCGGCUUAUACCGCAUUUGGCCACCACUAUUGCAUUGCGAGUUGCCACGCUUUGGUUAGGCAAAGAGAUCGUAAAUCUGACCAUAAAGGGUUUCAGCGGAGAGGACACAUCGCGGGAAGGCACGGAAAUCCACGCAAUAUCUUCAGCUCUCAAGCCUGUCGCAACCUGGGCGGCAAGAGAUGGCAUCCAGGAGUGUCGCGAGGCCUGUGGCGGUCAUGGCUACUUAAAGUCUUCUGGCUUGGGCGAUCUGAGAAACGACAACGAUGCUAACUGUACAUAUGAGGGUGAAAACAACACUCUUAUUCAACAAGCAUCCAACUGGUUGAUCAGUCUACGUUGCAAAAAUGCUGACUUUGUAGCCGUAUCUCCGCUAGAGACAGUUUCGUUUCUAAAGGAUAUGGAUGAGCUUUUGCAAAGCAAAAGCCAGGAGGGUACGCCUGCCGAAGCUAUGGAUGUUCGCAAUCUUCUAAAAGCGCUUAACUGGCUUACUGCCUGGCAGCUGGAGACGACUGUUAAACGGGUCGAAGAACAGCAGCGUGAUGGAAAGAAUGCGUUUGAAACGCGAAACAAUAUUCAGGUUUUUUAUGCCCAAAAGCUUUCUAUAAUAUACGGCGAGCGCACAAUUUACCAUGUUUUUUACAAGUUUGUAAGCUGCUUACAUGAUUCUGUCGAAAAAAAGGUGCUUGAGCAGUUGCUAUCAUUUUACGGAGCUCAUCUAAUCACCAAGUACGCCUCUGUUUUUUAUCGAGGUGGCUACUUUCGCGAAAACUCACACGAACUGAAAUUAUACGAGAAGGGCAUUCUUGGCCUGCUUUCCGACCUUAAGGAUGAAGCCAUUGCUCUGGUGGAUGCCAUUGCACCCACAGAUUUUAUUUUGAACUCUCCCUUGGGCGUGAGUGAUGGAAAUGUCUACCAGCAUCUUCAGCGCGCAAUUGUUUCCGCUCCGGGUGUCUUCGAGCGACCUCAUUGGUGGCGUGACGUGACUUACAAGGAUUACCUAAAGGGAUCAAAUUUGUAGGUUAAUUAAAUUAUGAUGUACAUUACAUAUCGAUCAUCGCUUUUAAAAAUAAUUAUAUUUCAAUGAAACUAUUAUUAAAGAAUAAGUGUGUUGA